AUGGCGUUAAGAGAGGGCAAGAAAUUUUGUCGCUCUCGUGAUAUGGAAAUGGAAGCGAAGAGACAACUGGUCAACCUUCGCACUCAGAAGCGCCUGGCCGCCUCCGUGGUCGGCUGCGGUCAACGCAAGAUCUGGCUUGACCCCAGCGAGGUCAACGAGAUCUCUACCGCCAACUCUCGCCAGACCAUCCGCAAACUCAUCAGCGAUGGACUCAUCAUCCGCAAGCCCGUCACCAUGCACUCGCGCUCCCGUGCCCGUGAGCUCGCAGAGGCCCGACGAAACGGUCGACACAGAGGUUUCGGUAAGAGGAAGGGUACCAAGGACGCCAGAAUGCCAAGCCAAGUUUUGUGGAUGCGCCGCCUAAGAGUCCUUCGACGACUACUUGCUAAAUACCGUGCUGCCGGAAAGAUUGACAAGCACCUUUAUCACGAGCUGUACCACUUGAGCAAGGGUAACACCUUCAAGCACAAGCGUGCCCUCGUUGAACAUAUCCACAAGGCCAAGGCCGAGAAACAACGUGAACGUGCCCUCAAGGAGGAGAUGGAUGCCAAACGUGCUAAGACUAAGGCUGCCCGUGAGAGACGACAAGAGCGUAUUUCCGCCAAGCGGAAUGCUCUUCUUGGUGAAGAUGAGGAGGAGGCAUAA
Trichophyton verrucosum HKI 0517 is the source of this 645-nucleotide messenger RNA. RefSeq lists its product as uncharacterized. Bases 1 to 645 code for a protein of 214 amino acids. Lineage: Eukaryota; Fungi; Ascomycota; Eurotiomycetes; Onygenales; Arthrodermataceae. The record is from RefSeq and is a predicted model, not a curated record. Gene Ontology annotation, molecular function: structural constituent of ribosome; RNA binding. The transcript has 4 exons. Gene Ontology annotation, cellular component: ribosome; cytosolic large ribosomal subunit. Gene Ontology annotation, biological process: translation.